GGAGCAGCGGCUCGCAGCCCUCCGGCCCGCGCGCCCCCACCCAGCGCCGGCCAGGGCAGGCGGAGCGCCCGCGGGCGGCGGUCCUCGGCCUCCCGGGUCUGCGCGCCGGGAAGCGGCUCGGAGCGGGGGUGUUGUUGCUAAUGAGCUCUCUCUCCUCCCCUCUUAACAAUGAAAGACAAGCCAGCCCCGGGUACCUGGAUGCAUUGAGAGCGGAAGUGUGAGAAACUUCAUAAUAUGUUGCCGAUGGCUACCAGCCAAGGCCGGAGGGUUGUUUUGCGGUUGUGCUGAGCCCAUCACACAUUAAGGGUCCUUUAAAGAACCUGGAUUGAUUGGAGGGACAAAAAUUAGAAGCAAUCUGAUCCCGCCUCAUGCCGGAUCCCUGCGGAUUUGCUCCUUAUCCCAUUUCCAUCCGCUGUCACAAUUUGAGAGCCUGCCUGAUUUGAUCAGAUUCACCUCCGGGAGAGGUGUAAUGCCAAGGUUAGGAGGACGCCAAGUUAUGGGCAACUUUUUGAUCUGCCCAUCAGCAGUCUGAGAAACGCCGGCUCUGGGUUUUCCGCAUCGGCCUUCGGGAAGAAACAGGUUCCUCGCCCUUUGCGACCCGGCAGUCGGUGCUCGAGUCCCCGGGUCAUCCAGCCACCACUGCCUGGCAGAUGUGGCCCUUCCAUGCUGAGGCCGAGAGUCCCGCCUGACCCAGUCGCUGCCUCUCCAGCGCCCGUCCGGGCCACGCCCCUGCGGACUGCUCAGCCAUGCUGCCCCUGCUGGCUCUGUUCCUGCACUGCCUCCCACUGGCCUCUGGGGACUACGACAUCUGCAAAUCCUGGGUGACCACGGAUGAGGGCCCCACCUGGGAGUUCUAUGCCUGCCAGCCCAAGGUGAUGCGGCUAAAGGACUACGUCAAGGUGAAGGUGGAACCCUCAGGCAUCACGUGUGGAGACCCCCCUGAGAGAUUCUGCUCCCACGAGAACCCCUACCUGUGUAGCAACGAGUGUGACGCGUCCAACCCGGACCUGGCCCACCCGCCCCGGCUCAUGUUCGACAGGGAGGACGAGGGCCUGGCCACGUACUGGCAGAGCGUCCCCUGGAGCCGCUACCCAAGCCCCCUGGAAGCCAACAUCACCCUCUCGUGGAACAAGAGCGUGGAGCUGACCGACGACGUGGUGGUGACCUUCGAGUACGGCCGGCCCACGGCCAUGGUCCUCGAGAAGUCCCUGGACAACGGGCGCACGUGGCACCCCUACCAGUUCUACGCCGAGGACUGCACGGAGGCCUUCGGCAUGGCCCCCCGCCGGGCCCGCGACCUGCCGGCGUCGGGCGCCCACCGCGUGCUGUGCACCGAGGAGUACUCGCGCUGGGCGGGCUCCAAGAAGGAGAAGCACGUGCGCUUCGAGGUGCGGGACCGCCUGGCCAUCUUCGCCGGCCCCGACAUGCGCAACAUGGGCAACCUCUACACGCGCCUGGAGAGCGCCAAGGGCCUCAAGGACUUCUUCACCCUCACGGACCUGCGCAUGAGGCUGUUGCGCCCGGCGCUGGGGGGCACCUACGUGCAGCGGGAGAACCUCUACAAGUACUUCUAUGCUAUCUCCAACAUCGAGGUCAUUGGCAGGUGCAAGUGCAACCUGCACGCCAGCCUGUGCUCCGUGCGCGAGGGCAGCCUGCAGUGUGAGUGUGAACACAACACCACGGGCCCCGACUGCGGCAAGUGCAAGAGGAACUUCCGCACGCGGUCCUGGCGCGCCGGCUCCUACCUGCCGCUGCCCCACGGCUCUCCCAACGCGUGUGCCGCCGCAGGCUCUGCUGUUGGCAGCAUCGGUAGGCCCCGGAAGGACCCCAUCCCCAAAGCCCCUGUGGCCACCGUGGCCAUGAGAGGGGCCCCCAGCACUCUUGCCCUCUCCACAUCCGCUGCGCGGGGCCCCGGGGCCCCCAGCACCCCACAGCCCACAGUUGUGGGCACCUUUGCUGCUGCCCCCGCCCCUGCCCCGGCCUCCAGACCUUUCCAGCUCAAGCCCAAAUCUGCUGAAGUGGUGCCCAUUGAAGAAUUCCAAGGGGGCUGUGCGAGAGGAGGCCCUCUGAUGCCAAUCACGUUUGCAGAACAGCUCAGGCUAAUAAUAAAAGACUGUGAGUGUUACGGCCACUCCAACCGCUGCAGCUACAUCGACUUCCUGAACGUGGUGACGUGUGUCAGCUGCAAACACAACACGCGAGGCCAGCACUGCCAGCACUGCCGUCUGGGCUACUAUCGCAAUGGCUCUGCCGAGCUGGACGACGAGAACGUGUGCAUCGAGUGUAACUGCAACCAGAUCGGCUCCCUGCACGACCGGUGCAACGAGACCGGCUUCUGCGAGUGCCGCGAGGGCGCAGCGGGACCCAAGUGCGACGACUGCCUCCCGACGCACUAUUGGCGCCAGGGCUGCUACCCCAACGUGUGUGACGAUGACCAGCUGCUCUGCCAGAACGGCGGCACCUGCCUGCAGAACCAGCGCUGCGCCUGCCCGCGCGGCUACACCGGCGUGCGCUGCGAGCAGCCCCGCUGCGACCCCGCCGCGGAGGACGGCGGCCUGGACUGCGACCGCGCGCCCGGGACCGCCCCGCGCCCCGCCACCCUGCUCGGCUGCCUGCUGCUGCUGGGGCUGGCCGCCCGCCUGGGCUGCUGAGCCCGGCCCGGAGGGGACCCUGCGCCCGGGGGGCGGCCCUGGGGGGCUCGAGGGCCCCGGGGGCCGGCGCCCGAGGCCGGGCGGCGAGAAGGGUGCGGCCCGAGCUGCUCCCAGGUGCUACACAGCAGAGCCCUCCCGCCUGCUCCCGCCGCGGUCAGUGGCACCUGCCCCCGGCCCGGCACUGCCCUCCGCCGCCGCAGGGGGCGCUGUGGGGGCUCUGGCCCCAGCCGCCUGCGAUUUGGGUCUUAGGUUUUCUUUUGUAUCACCCGCCGCCCCCCACCCUUUUUUCUUUUUUUUUUUUUUUUUUUUUUUUUUGGCUGGUGGUGAGACAGCGGGUGGGGAGAAAUUCUCACCUCAACACCUCCAGGUCUGCCUCCCAACACACACACACGCGCACACACACACACACACACACACAUAUGCGACUGUUGCAGACACCCCCUGCGCCUGUCCCUGGCUUACCAUAGGCCAGCGGACCCCGAACUCCUGUUGCCUACAACUCUUCUUUCUUUGUUUUCCUUUGCAACCCACCAGACUCCGUGAGGCCUGGUGACCAAGGAACUCACCGUCUGGGGGAGGGAGUUAGGAAGGAGGGUUGGGAAGGCUGGAAACUUGGUUUUGUAGAGAACUAUUUUUGUUUGUAUUCACCGGCCCCUCUCAGGAGGACACGAGCCGGAACAGGUGGUUGAUGGUGUAUAAUCCGCCAGAGUAAAGAGUCUGCUCACUGCUG
Molecule: messenger RNA, 3381 nt
Organism: Prionailurus viverrinus (fishing cat)
Lineage: Eukaryota; Metazoa; Chordata; Mammalia; Carnivora; Felidae
Gene: NTNG2
Product: netrin G2
Exons: 12
Coding region: 747-2651 (634 amino acids)
Source: RefSeq, a predicted model, not a curated record